AUGGCCAUUUCCAGGGCCAAAGAGCAGUUUGAGCGAGACAAGGUCAGCAAGUUCCAGCGCAUGCUCGAACUGGAAAAGCAGCGCGCACUGGAACGCCUCAAUGCAGAUCCCACUAGUAGUAGCCCCCAUACGAACCAGUCUCCAAACACUCUGGCAACCCACACUACGUCCCCAGCCUCCCCCGUCUCUCUUUCGUCGGACUCAAACCCCCCUCCAUCUUAUCUGCGAAGUCAUCCGACUGUCUCACGACGCCCACUGCCCGUCGAUUCACCGCUUGCCACGCCCAAGAACGAUUUUCAUCCUGGAAAGGCUCGACAAGGAGGAAGCCAGGAAGUAGAAGCAGCAGAAGCAGCAGAAGCCGUGGCAGCCAACAACUCCACCUGCGAUGCGGCCUCGACCACCACUGCUCUAAGCCAUCAGACACGAUAUGCUCACCAGCUCCCGCCCAUCAGGACGGAUAUUGGCGCAGCUUCGCUAGCUGCAGAAAUUACCGAGGCCUUUCCCACCUACCAGGAAGACGGCAGCAUGGACGCGGCGGGCCGGCGCAGACAAAGCAGGCCCAGCUCGAGGCUGGUGCCGCCCCAACCGUCGCCCCAACCGUCUCCCGAACCGUCGCCUGCAGGUCAGCCCGACUCUGGCGUUGAACUCGACAGCUCAGUAGGACCUUCGCCAGUGGGAGGAGACGAGGCGCGCGGCCGUCGGCGCCGCCUAACUAAGCCACUGCCAACCGCUGUCGCUCAGAACCGAUCGACGCAAUCAGCUGACAGGUCGGAGCCUGCGCCCGCUUCUCCCACCACAAAGCCAGGAAAGUAUUACCCUCCACAGUCCUACACCGGUUCCAAAAAGGCCCACGCAGAGUCCGAGUCACGGACACGUCAGCACCAGCAGCACCCACCCAGCGCUGGUGGCAAGGCCGGCGGCACCGCCCCAGGAGAAAGCGUGGAUGCAGCUGCCGCCGACUCGUCGAGGCGUGGCCGAUCCAGGUCUAGGUCUAUAUCUUCCCUGUUUCGACGCUCCCUCGACGGACGGCGCUCCUCUUUUGGCCUGGGCUCCUCCUCUCAGGAUACAGGCUUCAUCGGCGGCAUCAAACUGGAAAAAGAACGCCUCGAGGCUCACGAGCGAUCUCUUAGCGAGAGACCAAUAGGCCCCGAGGCGGAUAUCCACCCUGCACUUCGCACCAACGACAACCAGAAAACACGCAGGCGCUCGCCCAGUCCGUUCAAGUUCUCGACGACACAACGCAACAGCGAGCCGAGAGAUAGCCACUACCCGCCCAUCGCCAUCCGGAACCAGUCACAGAGCCAAGUCUUUGUUAAUGCAGAGCGUCCGCGUUCGUCUUCUGGCAGCUCUAUAAGCAGGUGGAAAGCCCGUGCCCAAGAAGAGCCACAUCCCGACAAGAGCCCCCCCUUCAACUGCCACCAGCACCUCUGCUCUUCCUACCGGUACCCCGCCGUCUUCCUCUGCCAGCAAUACUCGUGGCGCCACCUGGAAACAUCUAUCUGCACCGGUCAUCAGCUCGUCCCUUGCACCGACUAG
This is a messenger RNA of Geosmithia morbida, 1536 nucleotides long. RefSeq names its product Conserved serine-rich protein. The transcript has 3 exons. The record is from RefSeq and is a predicted model, not a curated record. The coding region runs from base 1 to 1536 and encodes 511 amino acids. NCBI's taxonomy places the organism in Eukaryota, Fungi, Ascomycota, Sordariomycetes, Hypocreales, Bionectriaceae.